Histoplasma capsulatum G186AR is the source of this 1617-nucleotide messenger RNA. Its product is annotated as C3HC4 zinc finger domain-containing protein. Bases 1 to 1617 code for a protein of 538 amino acids. The transcript is spliced from 4 exons. The record is from RefSeq and is a predicted model, not a curated record. NCBI's taxonomy places the organism in Eukaryota, Fungi, Ascomycota, Eurotiomycetes, Onygenales, Ajellomycetaceae.
AUGCCACUGGUUGCCAACUGCCCUGUUCCCAUUCCUGUUGCUUCUGUGUGCGAUCCCAUCCAUGUGCGGUGCCGGAUACAUCGAGAGACAGCCUGUCCAGAGAAUCUCCUCCACAUCCCAGAUACUGCUCGAAUUGCAAAGCCUCACUCUCAUUGUGCGCUGCCUCUAAACCUUCACUGGACUGCAUCGCCAUACAAUUAUCCGCAAUCCCAAAACCGGCAGUUAAGUCGAGAUAUUUGCGUACCCGAUUACCCCGGUAACGGCCAAAGACAACCCGCAGUUAUCACUGAACCAUCUCAACCCUUCACAAACCAGUCAUCUUUACAACGGAAUCAAGGCCAUCCAAACCAAGACGAAUUCCAUCAACAGGUAUCGUGGACUCCACGGCACGCCGCAUCUAAUUCCUAUACCUUCGGUCAAGCUGCAUCCAACCCGCUGAUAUCCCAUCAUCGAGCUUAUAUGCCUGUGAAUCAUACUGGUAUGGCCGGGAGACAUGAAUACGCGUCUCCAGGCACCACCAUACCAACAAAUCUACAGGCGUCUAUAGCUUCCGAACCCCCUCCUUAUACUUUUUUCAGCAACCAGCAGUCUCAAGGCCAGACACAUGAUCAACCAGGGCCAACUAGCUUCUGGGAACCCGGCAUCAAUCACUUUCUUGGUACUCUCAACCAUGCUGAGCCCUUUAUGGUGUCCGAUUCGAAUCUUCCCCAACCCGAAGGACAGCGCCUUUUUUCCAGAUUAUCAGGCAGUUCAACAAUGACAAAUAGUGAUAACCCUUUACAUUCGUUUACGUUCCAAAACCUACCAGUUGACUCCCACAAUACACAGUUUAACAACCGCGGUUCGGUUGAUAACGAAGCUUUGAAUGGUUCCCAUAUGCCUCGCAACACGACCUUUCCAUAUACCACGGGCUCACCUCCGAUAGAAAGUCAGGCGGACUUAUUCAAUCACAACUCUCGAAGGAGCCUUUUUCUGGGGGCGGUCUCGACCUCCGGGAGUCCUCCUGGAAAUGGUAGCCUAAAUGCGAAUAUUACCGCUGCGGGGCGUCGGCGUCCCAGACGUACCAACGAAAGUGGAAUGUCGCAAUCUGGCCCAAUGCUACGAGGCGACCAGAGACAACUACAUAGACACACCCACCAUUCCGCAUCCGGGAUAAAUAUAGGAGUUCCGGGAGUUGCCCCUUCUACUCGUGAUCAGGGUUAUGUAAAUGCCCACCUGGCUCGACUCUUGUAUGCCGGUAACCUUGUGCGCUAUCCCAAUGAUCCUGACAGCUUUUUCUUUGGAACUGAAGCGGGGCGUAGGAGAAGAUUUCUUGAGUCCCUUAACAACAAUAACUCGGAGCCAGCCACUCCGACUAAAGGACUCGAUAACCAGGACGAUGGACGUCCAGAGCCUAAAGAAACUGAAGAUCUCACUGUUAAUUUGGAAUGCAAAGCUUGCAUGAGCCAACUCAUCGACACUGUAGUACUUCCCUGUGGGCAUGCCGUUCUCUGCCGCUGGUGUGCGGAUCAACAUAUGCCCUCAAGCAGAGUGGACAAAACAAAGCCUCGUGGGAGUGCAACUUGUCCCAUGUGCCGCAAACCAGUGAAACAAAAGAUUCGGAUCUAUCUUUCUUAA